Scophthalmus maximus (turbot) is the source of this 2903-nucleotide messenger RNA. It is a transcript of the gene ppap2d, whose product is annotated as phosphatidic acid phosphatase type 2D. NCBI's taxonomy places the organism in Eukaryota, Metazoa, Chordata, Actinopteri, Pleuronectiformes, Scophthalmidae. Gene Ontology annotation, biological process: signal transduction; phospholipid dephosphorylation; phospholipid metabolic process. Gene Ontology annotation, molecular function: phosphatidate phosphatase activity. The record is from RefSeq and is a predicted model, not a curated record. Bases 443 to 1435 code for a protein of 330 amino acids. The transcript has 6 exons.
UGACACAGCUGUGGUCGCUGGGCUGCACGGGACGGGUCGCGAGCGCGGCGUCACUCACAACCAGCUCCCGCGGACAAGUCGGUUGUCAACUCCGGCCCGAGUGGAAGUCGACUCGGGUGUUUGUGGUGCCUCGUAUCUACCGUCAGUUUUUCUUUGUGAUCUUUUCCCCUUGUCCUUCGCCCAGCGCGUCUCGCUGCUUCGCGACCACCGUGGAGCGGUGCCUCACCUAGCGGGCUGGCUUGCGGGCUCGACCGGGCUCUGCCUCUUGUCCCACCCGCGGUGACAUGGACCUGACGCGCCGACGACGGACGGACUGAGCGCUUCGGGAAUCUGCCACACAUCGUUCACCGGCCAGCGACGACUGAACGAACAACCUGCGGCGACGUUGUUGUUGAUUAUUCCUUGUUAGCAAGUUGUCAGAAACCCGUUAAGCCAUAAGGACAUGCAGAAGUUCAACUCCCCCGGCACCCGCGGCGACACGCUGCCCCGGGACGCGGAGCUCCAGCUGCGGCUCGCUGACGGCGGAGAGGUCGGGGACGGGAUGGAGAACGGAGCCGGGAAUCAUUUCCUCCGCCAGACCGAGGAGGAGAGCUCGUUCUGCACGAAGAGGAGGAUGCUUGUCGGGUUGGAUUUAAUAUGUCUCAUUGUCGCCUCCAUCCCAUUCUUUGCAUGCGAGCUGAAGGCAGUGACUCCGUACAGACGAGGGUUUUUCUGUGGAGACUCCAGCAUCACUUAUCCCUACAUGGAGAGAGAGGCCAUCCCUGACAGCCUGCUCAUCGCUGGUGGUAUAGUCAUCACUGGCUUAACGAUUGCACUCGGCGAAUGCUACCGGGUACGCUUCCGAGGCGUACACUCGCGGGCUUUUGUCCGAAACCUCUAUGUGUCAUGCCUGUACAAGGAGCUGGGAAGCUUCCUGUUUGGCUGCUGUGUGGGUCAGUCUCUCACCAACAUGGCCAAACUAAGCGUGGGACGCCUGCGACCCAACUUCCUGUCCGUCUGCAACAUCACCUAUGCGUCCAUCAACUGCACUCCGGGCAGCUACAUGGCCCAGGUCAACUGCAGGCAACCUAAUCAGAAGAUGGUAGAGGAGGCAAGGAAGUCUUUUUUUUCUGGCCAUGCUUCCUUUGCAAUGUACACCAUGCUCUAUCUGGCAUUCUACCUGCAGGCACGGUUGUCAUGGCGAGGAGCCCGGCUGUUGCGUCCGCUCAUACAGUUCCUCUUAGUGAUGAUUGCCAUCUACACCGGCCUGAGCCGCAUAUCUGACUACCGGCACCACCCCACCGACGUCCUCACGGGCUUCAUCCAGGGAGGACUCACGGCGUACUGGGUGGCCUUCUACAUCUCCUCCAUGUUUAAGCCCUGCGCCCGUCCAGACCUGUCUCCUACUAGCAUGUCCCUGGAGAGUCCACUGUCCAGCCAGCAGACUGUCUGUUAGCAGACACAUGCGGCCAUUACAGGAACCAGAUGAUAAGUGGAGAUGGCCUGCAGAGAGACAGGGAGAAUGUCAGAUAGCACAGGGGAGCAGCAGGAGGAGGAAAGAGACAUUUUUCUAAGAAAGGGAUUUAUUCUAAUACAGGGGUACGAUUAAAAGUGAUGGCGUACAAUCUACACAUGCUUAUUGUUUGGGGCAUACUGAUACAAAUGCAAACACACACUCACACAGAUAUCUAACAUGUUCACACACACACACACACACACACACACACACACACGUGAAAUACAAGAAGCACAUAUGACUGUGAGUCAAACCCGUCCAGUGAAAACAACUGUACAGAUAUUUUUUAUAUGUGAAAAAAAAAAGAAUAAAUAAAAAUGUCUAUUUUUCAAGAUCAUUUUUAGAAGCUGCUAAUGUUGAUAGUUCCCAAGUUUUUAACUUGUUUUCGUCUGUAAACGGAGGCAUUUUGUCAGUGCAUGUGGUUUGCUUUCAAAGCAAAACCGGUCGCUCUUUGGCCCAGGGUGAGAGAGAGACGAGAAAACGCAGGCUUCCUCUUUGUUUUCUGAUCCUCCGUUCACCCGACAGCUGUGAACUGAGACCAUACACACCUCGGAUGUAUCCACCUCUGACCGUUUUAACCGUCAGUGGCCUGAAGUGUCACUGCUCGAAUCAGACUGCCCUGCAUCACUAUGUCGAAACAAUAACCUGUAUGUAGGCAAAGAACAACAAAAAACAGCAUUUGUUCUGUAACACCAUGUUAUCCUUCUUUUUUAAGAGUAACCAAGGCAGCGUCAGGGAGGAAUCAGGUAACCCCCCCUCCCCUUCACUGCCUCCUUUCUGUACUAACCACUUUGACUGUGUCUCAGAGGCGGAGGCUUGACUGAAUUUUAACCUUUGACUUUUGCCCCUGGACUCCAGUCUCUGAGCUGCACCUUGAUUUAUGCCACUCUGACAGGAGAGCCGACAGGGUUGUGGGACCCCAAGGGCCCUCCUGUGCAUCCUUAUUAAUAGCACUUGAACGUACAUAAUGGAACCUUCUAGUUAUAAUCAAUAUUAUGUAUUUUAUCACCAGUUUGAAUAAUCAGUGUUUAUUUUUGUUGAUGUCAGACUCAUACGCUAUAUUUGUUUGUUUUUCCUGAAAUGAUAAUUAUUCAAAUUGAAUGUAAAUAGGUAUGACAUUUUAUAAACCACACAGAAUUCUAAAAGUAUUAGUUCCAGUUCUGGACAGUUUUUACCUGUUUAUAUAAGUGAUUGUAUUUACAUUUGUGUCGAUCAGGUACGGAGACUUACUUUUGUAUCUGUUGUAACUACUAGACUGAGCCACAGAUAUUAUCAGAAAGCUAUAUUUUUGUGUGUUCCCAGUUAUUGUCAUGUGCUUGUUUUGUCUGUGAAUGCCAGAAGGCAAAAAAUAACCACUGUAAUCAAAAAAACCAAACCAAUAAAAUGAAAGUCGAAUGUUUGUAACUUC